Molecule: messenger RNA, 513 nt
Organism: Cooperia oncophora
Lineage: Eukaryota; Metazoa; Nematoda; Chromadorea; Rhabditida; Trichostrongylidae
Source: the annotation of a GenBank genome assembly
AUGUGCGGUGAAGGAAUCUGCGGUUCAUGUGCGAUGAACAUUGGAGGUGAAAAUACGCUCGCGUGUAUCUGUAGAAUUGAUACUGAUACGAGCAAGGUCACCAAGAUUUACCCUCUGCCGCAUCAGUAUGUUAUCAGGGACCUCGUUGUCGACAUGAACCUUUUCUAUGAGCAAUACAAAUCUAUUAGGCCAUGGAUUCACAAGAAAUCGGCAGUCACGUUGGGUCAGAAGCAAUUUUUCCAGACAAUAAAAGAGCGUGAAAAAAUAGAUGGACUUUACGAAUGCAUUUUGUGCCUAUGUUGUUCAACGUCUUGCCCAUCAUAUUGGUGGAAUUCGGACAAGUAUUUGGGACCAGCUGUGCUGAUGCAGGCUUAUAGAUGGGUGAUCGACUCUCGAGACGACUACGCCUAUGAGCGUCUUCAUCUCAUUCACGACAACUAUUCCAUGUUCAAAUGCCAUACUAUCAUGAACUGCACGAAGACUUGUCCUAAGGUGGGAGUUUUAUCAGACAAA